AUGGGGCUGCCGCCUCCCCUGCUCGCGGUCCUUGCGCUGGCCGCCUCGCGGUGCCGUGCGGACAGCCAGUGCUCGGACGGGGGCGCUGAGCCUCAGGUGCACGACGUGGAGGCCGACGACGACGGCGGCGCCUUUGCCCAGCUGCGCACUGCGCGCGCCUUUCCGGCUAUGACUAUGCCGCCUUGGCCCGGCUCCGCACCGAGCGGCUCCUCGGCCUGCACGGCCGCGAUAGGGGGUGUAUGUUUCAGCGGCUCCGUGUGCUGCGGCGACAUUGGCCCAGGCGAUACCGUCGCCUCUUCAUGCAAGUGCUGCCCCAACGGGUGCCCAGGAAGCGACUCGACUGACGACGCCACCACCACGUCUCCGCCGCUCGACGACUCGGUGGACGGCGCCACCACCACGUCUCCGCCGCUGGACCCUUUCUCGGCAGGCGCGGGCGAGUGCACCGCCCCUGGCGCGAUCGACCCGCAGGACCUGAUCGGUGACGGCCCCGCCAAGCUGAAGAAGGCGGGGAAGUGUGGGGCGGAUGGCUGCACCUGCUCGACUGGCUUGAUAUCCAUCGGCGGCUGCCGGACUUGCUCGGCCAUGCGCUGA
Prorocentrum cordatum is the source of this 594-nucleotide messenger RNA. The record is from the annotation of a GenBank genome assembly. Lineage: Eukaryota; Dinophyceae; Prorocentrales; Prorocentraceae.